This is a messenger RNA of Panonychus citri (citrus red mite), 3877 nucleotides long. RefSeq names its product kinesin-associated protein 3-like (gene Kap3). The transcript has a single exon. Gene Ontology annotation, molecular function: kinesin binding. Gene Ontology annotation, cellular component: axoneme; ciliary transition zone; kinesin II complex. The record is from RefSeq and is a predicted model, not a curated record. Gene Ontology annotation, biological process: cilium organization; microtubule-based movement. Bases 570 to 3677 code for a protein of 1035 amino acids. NCBI's taxonomy places the organism in Eukaryota, Metazoa, Arthropoda, Arachnida, Trombidiformes, Tetranychidae.
UUGCCAUGGUUACUAGAAUCUCGGUGAUGUUAUUAUUCAUUUAAUAACAAUAAAAGAAUCCUAAUCAGGUCAUCUUGGUGAUAAUCAGUGGAACUAAUUAACAGGGGGUUAAUUGUAUUGUCUUCAAUUGCCUUCGAGCCACUUUCUUCAAUCUCACAACCAUUUCAAUUGUAAACAAUUAGUGUUUCUGUACUUAAAUACCCACAUCGAGAAAGUGAUUCCUCCUAAUCAACCAAUUUAUCUUUAUUACGAGUGGUAAUUGUUAAAAGAUCAACAUCCUAAAGUGAUUUACCAAUAUUCUUGAUCAUUGAGAUUAUUGUCUUAAUCUCAUUCAUAUGAUAAUCUUAAUACCAACACCAAAAUCUAAUGUUUACCUUUAUCCAUAUGAUAAUAUUAAGAUUCAUUUCUAUUAUCAGGUUUAAAUUUGAUUUUCUCAAUUUAAUUCAAUCAUGGAUUCAAAGUGAAAGAUCAAAAUAACGGUUUCCCUUUGGACAUUUGGAUACAAGUAACAUUAAGGUUACAUUUUUAAUUUUCUUCUGUGUUAACUUGACCACUGUGACUUUUGACCGAUGGAUGAAAUCACUGAAAACGGUAAAACUGUUCAUCGAAAUAUUAAUCUGAAAAAUCUUGAGGUUCACCCAACUGAACAAACUCUUAUAUUAAAUUGUGAACUCGAGGCUUGCCUGUCAACCGAUUCAUGUGAGAAUAGUUUUCUCGAGGUUAAUCGUGAAUUCCAGCGAUACAUUAGAUUGAAAUCUCUACAAGAGACAAGUGAUAUCGAUUCAAUUGUAAGCCAAGUAAUUGCUAAAUCGAAAGGUUUAUUAACAGAAUCGCAUCGAGAUGAAAUAAAACAAUUAAUCGUUUAUCUUAAAAAUCGUUCCAUCCAAUCAGCCGUUCGAGCAACAGCAACAGGGGCAACUUUUGAUUCUUUUCGUCCUAAAACGGCUGGAGGCCGGUUAACCAAUUCCAAUUCCAAUCAACAACAACAACAACAAUUUACAAAUGGACAUAAUGGCGAUUCGAGUAAUGGUCACUUUCAUAGAGCAAGAUUAACCUCAUCAACAUCGGUCAAUUCAUUUCCAUCCAAUGGUCUGGAGAAUCGGAGCUUUGUUAAUCGAGGCGGCGGCUCAUUAGCAUUAGAAUCAAUAUUUUCUGAUAUAAAAAGGUUAAUUAAUCGGUUACCAAUUGAUGAUGCAAAUGAAAAUGUAAACCUAAAUUCAGUUGAUUAUUAUGCAGAACUUUUUUAUGAAGAUAAUGGUAAAAAACUGAAAGGAGCCUCAGCAAUUUACCAAUUAGCACUUAAUCAUGACAAUUUACUUGCCUUGUCAAACAAUGAGCCGCUUCAUCUUGUUCUGGCUCGAUUGUUAAGAGAAGACGGAAGAAAAAAUCUUGACCUGGGAACCAUUUUAAUCGGAAUUUUCGCCAAUUUUUCAAUUUACCGCCAAUUCCAUCCGAUAAUCACCAAGUAUAAAGUGGGUGCUCUUUGCCUGGAGGCUGUUCAGGGGGAAUUGGAACGGGAAGAGAUUCUAUUUGCCGAUUUAGCCGAUAUUCAGGAAGCCAUGAAAAGCGAAUGUCACAGUCUAUCCAAUUCAAUUCAUUCUUCUAUGAGUUAUUCCCAUUUGUCGACAUUAUCAGCACCAAAUUCAGGUCUUUCCAGUUCUCGUCAAUCAUCAGCUGGUUUGACCAGUGAAUACGAAAGGUCACUGAGAAAAUAUCAGAAUCUCGUUGUUAAGCAAAACCUUUUCCUUCGAGCGGCUUACACAGUAUUGUUACACUUAUCAGAGGAUCGAAACAUCGAAAUCAAAAUGGUCAACAAGGGAAUCAUCGGUUGCCUGGUGAAAACACUGGACAGAGAGAAUUGGUUUCAAUUGUUAUUUCUGUCAAUUCAAUUUCUUAAACGUCUCUCUGUUUAUGAGGAAAACAAAGAUUCAAUUCUAUCAAUGGGAAUUGUUGAUAAACUAUCAACUAUCCUGGAGAAUCAAAUUACCUCAUCAUCCAUUGGACAUUUGAUUAAUACGCUUGAAUUGGUUUACAAUUUAUCAUUUGAUUCUAAAUUUAGAUCGUCAAUCAUUCACAACAAUUUGGUAUCAAAGAUUUUCUCCUUUCUACCUCGAGCAAUUAAAUCACAAUCACAACCCUCAUCAACCAAUGGUAACAAUUUAUCAUUCACUGGAAAUAACAUCUCAAGUAACAAUCUAAUUUUGGAGAAACUAAUUUACCAGAUAAUUUAUUUACUAACAAUUGAAAGUAAACAUCGAGUUCUAGUAACCCUUUCAUUGGGCCCUGAUCGAAUCCAUUUAUUAACUGAUCGAGUGAUUAAGCAUUUAAAUGAUCCAAAGAAAUGCUUCCCGUUUACCGAGUUAAUUGGUUUAGUAAUUAAUCUGUCAACUAAUCGACGAAAUGCCCAAUUAAUUUGUGAUAAAGAUCGACUUAAACGUCUACUAGAUCAUAUUGUCACUCUUUUAAUCAAUGGACAACAAUCAGUGACUCAAGACGAUAUUAUGAUUCUUAAAUUAAUUCGCAAUUUAUCCCAACAUGAGGAUUCUUACAAAAUGAUUUACCUUGAUUAUUUGGAAUCAUUAGUUUCUCUGUUAGUUAAACGAUCACCUCAACUAAUUGAUUCAACCAGUCAACUAUUACUGACUCAAGGUAAUCAACAACAACAGUUAAUCAAUGAAGAUAAUAAUCUUAAUUGUGAUUCAAUGGUUUCCAUUGAGAUACUCGGUAUUCUUGGUAAUAUGAUUAACCUUCCGGGUGUUGAUUGGUUAACCCUUUCAAGUUCAAAGGGUUUAUUCAAAUGGAUUUCCAGUGUUUUAUCAACCAGGAGAAAUUCCCAUGAAGAUGAUCUGAUUCUUGAAUGUAUCCAAGUGAUUUCGUGUCUAAUUAACAAUCGAGAAUCCUGUUUAUAUGCUCUUAAAUUUGAUUGUCUUAAAUUGUUAAUCAACACACUAAAUGGUAAACAAGAGGAAGAUGAGAUUGUCCUUCAGAUCAUUUUCACGUUUCAUUUGAUGCUUCGGGAACCCGAUGUUCGGAAGAUGAUCUUGUCACCCGAAACUCAGGUAAUGGCCUAUCUUUUUGAUCUGAUGAACGAUAAAAAUCAAGAGAUUCGUAAAUUGUGCAAGGCGAGUUUGAACAUUAUCUUCGAAGCUGAAGAUGGACACAAGGAUAAAAUUCGAGAGGAAAGUUUCAAGAUCUACAAUAAACAAUGGCUCGAAAUGAUCUUAUCAAGGCAAGAGAAUCAGUGUCCAAUCAGUGAACCUAAUGGUCGACGAGGAUUAAUUACCGAUGCCCCAAACAAUUACAAGAAUAGUGAUAAAAUUUACUCCAAUUCAAAUGGUGACCAUGAUUUUGAUGGCGAUGAUGGUGAUGAAAACUAUCACUUCCGUAACAAUGAUGAUGAUUUAAUUGGAAUGACUUAUAACAAUUUAGUACUUCGGACUGAUAUACUUUCCGAAUCACCUCCAUCAUCGGGACCAACCAUGACUGAUGAUCAAGAAGCUUCAUCAUGUUCAAUUAACGAGUCAACAAUCAAUAAUCAAUCAUCAUUAAUUAAUUCACGACCACAAACUGGUUACAAGAAAAGAGGAACGAGACGAACAAUUAAAUCAUCAUCAAUUGCAAAUGAUCAAAGAUCAACAGUGACAACAAACACCUCGAAAAACAUAAUUCAUUUAUAACAAUUAAUUUACUUGGAGAAAAUUAGAAUUAAUCUAAUUAACUUUGUUUUCUCGCUAUUUUCAAAUCAAAUGUACAAAAGAAAAGUUCUAGUCACAUAUUAGAAUAUCUGAAAGGAUUGACAUGUUAAUCGAAAUAUUUAUUCUUAAUCUAAUCGAUAUUUCCAAUUAAAAAUUAAUUUCUUUUUCGUAAGAAAAAGUUC